AUGUUGUCUCUCUUUGUACCAGCACUGUUGCUAGCAGGCAGCGCUCUGGCGCAGGUGACCUAUCAGAAUCACUCGCAGACGAUUGUGAGAGUUGACAAUGGGACCUAUGGGCCUGAGGUCGAGGAGGUUCAUUAUUACUACGAUCAAUGGCCGAUAGGAAUCGCAGUCGCCUCUGAUGGAAGGAUCUUCGCCACCUACACGCGCGGCGACGAUGAGUAUACUCUUGGAGUCAUCGUCAACAAAACGGCAGAGAAGCCAUACCCUUCUGCUGGCCUGAAUCUCCCUCCCAGCCAGCUCAACUCGACCUGGAAUGGCAUCCCCUUCGGAUCUGGCAACUCGACGGGCUUGAUCUCGGUGCAGGCGGUCUAUAUCACAUCGAAGACAUCGACUCGGCCGGAGACGCUGUGGGUGCUAGACACCGGUCGUCCGACAGUACACAAUGCCAAAGGCGAACCAUCAAUGCCUUACGCCCAGCCUGGUGGUCCCAAACUCGUAGCUAUCAACUUGUCCAACGACACAGUCUACAGGACGUACACAUUCCCUGCAGAUGUGCACUACCCCGACUCCUACCUCAAUGAUCUCCGCUUCGAUUUCAAGUCCAACUUAUCAGGCACCUCAGGAGAAGGCAUCGCAUACCUUGUCGACAGCUCUAAUGAAGGCCGCCCAGGAUUCAUCAUGGUUGAUCUUGGAACUGGCGAGUCCUGGCGACGUCUUGAUCAAGACCGCUCUGUCCUUCGAGGUGCGAAUGAUGUUCCAUCGUACCAGGGCAUUCCCUUCUACCUUCGCCAGAAAGGCAUGUCCGUGGGCUGGCAACUGGAGGGUCUCGAUGGAAUCCAGUUAUCCCCAGACGGCAAGAGGAUGUACUACUCACCGCUCUCAACCAACUAUCUUUGGAGCGUUCCGACGGCCAACCUACGAGCCAACGCAAGCGACGAUUCGUUGGUGGAGGUCUUCGCUCAUGCAAACGUUUCGAACCACGGCCAACGCGGUGGAAAUGGCAAUGGCUUCGAGGGCGACUCGAAUGGUUUGAUCUAUCAACUUAUGCCAGAGCACAAUGCGAUCUACUACUUUGAUCCUAGUGAUGGAUUGACCAAGCCUUUUGUGCGGGAUCCCAGAAUCAUCUGGCCCGAUGGAGCAAGUGUGGGCACAGAUGGAUAUAUCUACAUGAACAUCAACCAGUUGCCUCAUCAGCCCGAUUGGAAUGAUGGCGUUGAUGGAAGGGUGCAUCCUGGGGUUGUACUAAGGGCCAAACUGCCAAAUGGCGGCAAGAAAGUGACAAGCUUGUAUGAGGAUUAA
Zasmidium cellare ATCC 36951 is the source of this 1296-nucleotide messenger RNA. RefSeq lists its product as uncharacterized. Bases 1 to 1296 code for a protein of 431 amino acids. The record is from RefSeq and is a predicted model, not a curated record. The transcript has 2 exons. Lineage: Eukaryota; Fungi; Ascomycota; Dothideomycetes; Mycosphaerellales; Mycosphaerellaceae.